AUGAUGAUCGAAAGUAUGGCGGGAAAAUCGGCUGCAAUGCACGGUGAAACCUAUGAUGCAAGUCCGUUUGUAUUCAAGUGAGUUAUGGGGGAAUUUUGGCCCAAAAAAUGGGAUCCGGGUGGAUUUUUGACCUAAAAUUUGGGAUUUUCGGUGAUUUUUGAGCUAGAAACACGGAUUUCUGGUCAAUUUUGACUCAAAAAACUGGAUUUUCAGCCAAAUUUCCUAUUUUCAGCGAAGAAAACACGGCAAUCAAUCAUUUCGGUGAACUUUUGACCAAAUCCGGCUAUAAUUAUUAUGGAAAUGAGACUUUUUAUUCGGGAGUCGAUGGAAGACAAAUGGAAAUGCAAAUCUUCUUCGGAAUUGUCUAUUAUCAAAGAUUGAGACAUAUGAUUGCGGAUAAAUUCCAGGUUUGGAGAAUUUUGAGCUGAAAAUUUGGGUUUUUGAUGGAAAAUGAGCUCAGAAACUUGAAAUUUGGUAGAUUUUGAGCAAAAAAUGAUAAAAAUCAGAAAUUUCAAACCUAUAUUCAUAAUUUCAGCCUUAAAAUUUCUUGGCAAAAAAUUUGGAGCAUUUUGAGAUAAAAAUGUGGGUUUUUGAUGGAAAAUGAGCUCAGAAACUUGAAAUUUUGUGAAUUUUGAGCCAAAAAUCAUAAAAAUCAGAAAUUUUGAAGCUUUAUUCAUAAUUUCAGCCUUAAAAUUUCUUGGCUGAAAAUUUGGAGCAUUUUCAACCAAAAUUACGGUGGUUUGGAGCAAUUUGAUAAAAAAAUCAUGAAAGUUGGUUAAAAAUGAGCCACAAAACUUGAAAAUCUGAAAAUUUCGAGAAUUUUGAGCUGAAAAUUUGGAUUUUUGAUGAAAAAUGAGCUCAGAAACUUGAAAUUUCGUAGAUUUUGAGCUGAAAAUCAUGAAAAUCAGAAAUUUUCAACCAAAAAUUCUCAAUUUGUCUGAAAAUCUGAAAAUUUCAGGUUCGAGCCACCGGUCCAAUUGAUCCAAUCACUCAUCAACCGGUAAAAGGACGAAAAAAAGGAGGAGGUAUUCGAUUUGGAGAAAUGGAAAGAGAUGCUAUUAUUGCGCAUGGAACAUCGUUUGUAUUGCAGGUAAUUUUGAAGAUUUUGUAAUUUUGGCUGAAAAAUCUGGAAAAUUUGCUCUAAAAUGAGCCGGAAAUCAUGAAAAUUGGCUCGAAUUUUUCCCAGAAAAAAUACGUUUCAAAAUUUUGAUAUGAAAAAAAAUUAGAUUUUUUUUUAUUACCUUCUUCGAUUGAUCAUUUCAAUAAUCUACCCUGUAAAAACUGUGCGGUGAAAUUGCGAAAAGGGGCGGAGCUUGAAUUUUUGUUGCAACUUUGCCGCAUGGUUUUUGAACAGAAAAUUUUCUAUAAAAAUGAGUUUGAAUUCAAAAUUUUGACCAAAAAUUUGUGCCGCAAAAUUGCAGAAAAAUCUAAAAUUUUUCAUUUUCCUAAAAAUCUACUGUUUCAAAAUUUGAUUUUUUUUUCUAUAAUCUAGCCUGUAAAAACUGUGCCCUAAAGCCACGCCCCCUUUUGUUCUUCUGCAAUUUAGCCGCACAAUUUUUGCCCCCCCCCCGUCAAAAACCAUUAUGAUUUUUUUUUACAGGAUCGUCUCCUGAAUUGUUCGGAUCGUGACGUGGCAUACGCAUGUCGUCGAUGUGGAUCACUUUUGUCGGUUUUGAUGUCAAGUCGACAAGGAAUGCAUUUGGAACAGAGGAAAAAAGUGAGAUUUGGGCUGAAAUGUAGGGUUUUUCACCUGAAAUUCAUUAUUUCUGACCUAGAUUUAAUCAAAAAGUGAAAAUUUGCAGGGAACUAUCGCGGCGCCCGUCGAUUAUUCCGAACAACAAACUUGUCGAAGUUGCGGUAAAGAAGAUCAAGUUUUCUUGAUUCAGGUGAGCAUUUUUGAGCUGAAAAUCUAGAAAAUUGCACAAUUUUAGCUAAAAUUCUGAAAAUCCCCGAAAAAUUUCACAUUUACUAGAAAAAAUGCAAUAAAAAUCACAUUUUUCUUGUGAUUCAAUAUUUUUAAUUGGAUUUUUAUUUGAUUUUUUCCUAGAAGUUUUGCACGUAGCAAUCUAGUUCUUACAAGAAAACAAGAACGCAAAUUCGCUCUUACGAACAUCCCGCGAAAAUUUGGGAAAUUUGAAAAAUUAAUUUUUUUAGUGUUUCAAAAAACAAGUGCGCUCCAAUGAACAACCCGCGAAAAUUUGGGAAAUUUAAAAAAUUAAUUUUUUUUUAAAUUUAAACAAGUUCGCUCCAAUGAACAACCGCCGCAAAUUUAAAACAUUUCGAAAAUCUUUUCUAACUUUUAUUUUCUUACAGGUUCCACGUGUUUUCCGCUAUCUGACUGCCGAAUUGGCUGCGAUGAAUGUGAAAAUCAAAUUGGGCAUCGAACAUCCCUCAAAAAUUCAAGGAUCCUAG
Messenger RNA from Caenorhabditis angaria, 2412 nucleotides. The record is from the annotation of a GenBank genome assembly. NCBI's taxonomy places the organism in Eukaryota, Metazoa, Nematoda, Chromadorea, Rhabditida, Rhabditidae.